AUGUCGGAUCUUCGCAAGCUCGCGACCUUCCCAUCCAAACCCCGCAUAUUCAUCCUAACGGACAUGCUGAACGAGCCUGAUGACUCGCAAUCAUUGGUUCGUUAUCUUCUAUAUGCCAAUGAAUUCGAAACCCGUGGAAUUUGCGCAACAACAUCCACUUGGCUGCGCUCAAGCAUCCACCCGGAAGAAAUCCGGCGCAUCAUCACUGCCUAUGGGAAGGUUGUUAAAAAGCUCAACAGCCAUGUGAACCCAGACUUCCAAUACCAAGCAGCCGAGGACCUACUCAAGUUGGUUACAUCCGGACCAGCUGUCUACGGCAAAAAAGCCCUUCGAGAUCCGGAACCUCUGAGCAUCGGCGCACAACACCUUCUGUCUACGCUUCAAGAAUCCCCCGAGCCACUCUAUGUUCCAGUAUGGGGUGGCGUAAAUACACUAGCUCUGGCACUGAAAUAUCUCGCUCAGACCUCAUCUCCAAAAGAGGCGGCCAUGGAGCGGGUCAAGUUGCGAGUCUACAUCAUUUCGAACCAGGAUAACUCGGGCCCAUGGAUACGAGCCAAGUACCCAGACGUUUUCUAA
Messenger RNA from Penicillium manginii, 576 nucleotides. RefSeq names its product DUF1593 domain-containing protein. The record is from RefSeq and is a predicted model, not a curated record. Gene Ontology annotation, molecular function: hydrolase activity, hydrolyzing N-glycosyl compounds. The transcript has 2 exons. The coding region runs from base 1 to 576 and encodes 191 amino acids. NCBI's taxonomy places the organism in Eukaryota, Fungi, Ascomycota, Eurotiomycetes, Eurotiales, Aspergillaceae.